UUCAAUAGCAACUCCUUUUACAAAAACAUACCUUCGGGAUGUGACGGUCUGUGUCCGGCUGGACUACAGGGGGGUGGGCUGCUUUAAGGACGGAGCGUCAUUGAGCUGACUGCUGACGUUCUGUAACUUCCAACCCCCCCCCCCCCCAUUUUUUUAUAAAAAGUACAGUUAUUAAGUGCCAAAGAUUUAUUACAAGCCUGUGACACAAAGGCACAGCAGCGUCUGGCAAAAGGGUAAAUGUUAUCUUGCAGGAGGUUAACCUGAAGCGAAGGGAAAUUAUCCGACUUUGUGAAUCGCAAGACUCCCUGGAUUUAAAGAGACAGGGCUUGUGGAUGCAAGCUGCAGUGAUGUUUGUUCAGAGUGUGGUCCUCCUCCUGCUGGCUAGUCUGCCCCUGAGCCUUGCACAGAUUGGUGCGUUCUACAUUAACGGCAAUGGGAAUGGCAAUGGGAACGGUGAGUACUACAACAGCGUCAAGCUCCAUAUCGAAACCCAAAAGGACAGACUGUUUGCAUACCGAGGGGAGAAUGUGACCCUGACUUGUCACUACCAUUAUGAGCCGCCAGUGAACGUGACCCGAAAGGUCAGAGUUAAAUGGUCCAAGCUCAACAUGGAUUUCUCCAAAGAGAGUGACGUGAUUGUGGCAAUCGGACUGCGCCAUCGCAGUUUCGGGGAGUUCAGGGGUCGCGUCUACCUGCAGCAGAAUGACGAGCAUGAGGCAUCGCUGGUUAUCACUGACGUCAGGCUGGAGGAUUAUGGGAAAUACAAGUGUGAAGUGAUUGACGGACUGGAGGAUGAAAGCAGCAUUGUUGAGCUGGAGUUACGAGGUGUGGUCUUCCCUUACCAGCCCCACCAUGGCCGAUACCAGCUGAACUUCCACGACGCCAAGCAAGCCUGCGAGGAGCAGGAUGCCAUGAUCGCCUCCUUUGAGCAGCUGUUCCAGGCCUGGGAGGAGGGACUAGAUUGGUGUAACGCUGGCUGGCUGAUGGAUGGCUCAGUGCAGUACCCCAUCACAAUACCACGUGGACCAUGUGGGGGCAAGCACAACUCAGCGGGUGUCCGGAACUAUGGGCAGCGGCACAAAAACCUCCACCGAUAUGAUGUGUUUUGCUUUGCCUCAACUUUGAAAGGUAAGUUGUACUUCCGACGCCGUCCGCUGAAGUUCACCUUUGAUGAAGCGGUUAAAGCCUGCCGUGACGAUGGCGGUGAGAUUGCCAAAGUGGGCCAGCUCUACGCCGCCUGGAAGUUCCAAAAGUUUGACCGCUGUGAGGCUGGCUGGGUCGCCGAUGGCAGUGUUCGCUACCCCAUUGCCUUCCCACGGCCCAAAUGUGGCCCACCAGAGCCUGGGGUCCGCACCUUUGGCUUCCCAAGGAAGGAGAAUGGGAGGUUUGGGGUCUACUGCUUUAAGUUGAGUUAAAGGCCAGGGUCUGUGUGACUGUGUCGAUCACAGGAGGACCUAUACUCAGUUGCCUUCAUGGAUUAUUGUGGCAGUACUCAUCUUUAAAGGUGAAAUCAGAUUAUUUAAGAAAACAGUUAGAAGAUAACAUUGUGAUUCCCAAAUCUACCUAAGUCAACUUGGAGAAUCCUUUCUAAUUUCUAUUAAUUUGAGAUUUCCUGUAUACAUCUAUAUUUUUGAUUUCCAUAGUAUAUAUUCACUUCAGGAGGACCUUGUGGAAAGAAAAAAAAUUAACCCAGUCUGCAAGGAUUCACUAAAGCAGCUUUUAAAAACCAAAAUGUCUCAUUAUACUGUGAGACUCCAAGCCAUUAUUUUUGCAUUCAGAAUCUCUCUUCCGCUGACUUCUCCCCUGCAUCCCUCUUCCCUCAUUCCUUUUUGUUUUUCCGUCGAUCUAUCUUUAUGUAAGAGCCCAUAGUAGUCCAAGCAGUCAUCUCAGUCAUCGCAACCAGGAAUCAAAUCAACUUGUUUGGAGGCAAAGACCUUCGUGUUGCAGUGUCAGGUACCCAAUGUGCAACCAUGAGUCUGGCAUUUACCGAAUAAGUCCACCUUAUGAUCUCUAGAUUAUUUGAAUUGAAAUAUAAUAAUGCAGCACAUUAUACUAUGUAUAUUAGCAAACUGAGCUCAGUUCAGUCAUUGACACUUGGGGGUGCCACAAUGGCUCAGUGGUUAGCACCGCUGCCUCACAGCAGGAGAGACCUGAGUUCAAUUCCAACCUCGGGUGAAUGUCUUUGUGGAGUUUGCACAUUCUCCCUGUGAGUGUGUAGGUUUCUUCUAUGUGCUCUGGUUUCCUCCCACAGUCCAAAAGAUUUGCAGGAGAGGUGGAUUAGUCAUGGGAAAAACAGGGUUACAGGAAUGGGGUGGUUCUGGGUGGGAGGGUCAGUGUGGACUUGAUGGGCCGAAAAGCCUGCUUCCACACUGUAGCGAUUCUAUGAUUAACAACCAGUAUACAGAAUAAUUCUGUUCCAAUGUAUGGCUUUGUGAUAUGACACUAUUCACUGUGUUGAAAAAGUUUCGUACAGGAAACAAGAUCCAGUUAUUAUGUGGCUAAGUUAAGCAAUGUACCAUCCCAAAACAAAAUGGUAUGUUGAGGGAGUUAAUUUGAAGAUCAGUUUUAUCAGUAAAUCGAUGUUUAUUUUGCAUAUUUUGGAUUCAUAGUUGGUAAAGCUCAAGUAUUUUGUGAUUGACCAGAGAAAAGAGCCAAAAAAAAAGGCUGUGACAUGUGAACCUCCUCCAACAGGACCUCUCCAUAUUGAGGAAGUUAAAUUGCCUCACCCUAAAGAAGUCACAAGGAUCAGACCCAGAAUAUCCUCAUUCCUCUGCCCAACUUAAUAUAAUUGGAGAAAAUUGAUGUCACCCCAUUUGAUUAGGAAGCAAAGAUGAGUCGUCACACAUUUCAUCAGGAAUCUGGCUGCGCAUCUCGAAACUAUAAGACUUAGGAGCAGGCAAUUCAACCCCUCAGGCCAGCUCUGCCAUUUGGUACAAUCAUGGCUGAUCUUACCUUGGCCUUCACACCACUUUCUGGUACUCCCAUAACCCUCCAAAUGAGUACUACUUAAAAAUCUGUCUAUUUCCUUUGUAAAUCAAGCUAGACCACUAAGGAUCAACACUCUGUCACAUGCUUGUGGUAAAUAAGGGGUUGUUCAGGGAAGACUCUCUCUGACUGAGGUGUAGAUGGUAAAUUACAAUCAGUAAUGUAAUGUUUAUCCUGUGUUGCAUCCUGUCAGAUACAUCUACUCUGUUUUAUCAUUAAUCUUUAACGGGCUCUGCUUACGAACGCCCAAGCUUUGAAACAACUUUGGGCUGCAGCUUAAGAAUAAUUUUGAGUGGAUUCACCAGUGAAUCUUAGGCUUGCACUUGAGCUAUGACAGAAUUCCUUUCCGUAUCUCCUGCCUUGUCUACUGAAGGUGCUGGCUGUCUGUAAUGGAGCAAUUCCACCAGCAGCCCAUUAGUAUCUACGUGAUGAACUAUUUGAUCAAAGGAACACAGUUGAACACAAUCCUGUCCUUAUCCAAUGUCCAGAGCAGUAAAUGCAGAGAUGAAGAGCGUGAAUAUUGUCUAGUUCUUCUCCCAAGUUCAACGGCGCUGAGGUUUCUGCUCCCACACCCUGUCCCUGCUUUGUCUGUACCACAGACCAGUGAUCGAUCCUAGCACCUUUUAGUCUGUGUCAUGAGGCUGUCCGGGACAUAUCCCUACUGAUCCUCAGGCAGAACUAAGACUGGGUUACUGCUCCAAAUUCUGAAAAAUCUUGGGAAUCCAUGAACAUUUUAAAUGCAACAAUUUUUCCAAUGCAAUUUAUUUUGUACCUCCUGUCUUCAAAGAAAACAUCUGAUUUUAUCUUUAAAGUGUGAGUACUUUGACCAGCUGAGAAACCAAUGCUUAUGUACUGUUUACCCAGGAAGUAAAGGAAGCCCUGUUUAAAUGGUUAGGGUCAAUGUUUAACAAGACUGCAGGUAUCUGCAGCAACCUUCCACAUUGCAUGAGAGAAGGAGAUGGAGGAAUGAUAUUUUGCAUUUUUAGAAGUUUUAUGGCUACUUUAUAAUGUUGUAUUAGUUUGAAGAGGAAAUCAUUGUCACUUAGAUUUCAGUUUAGAUUGUGUAGGACACAAUUGUGUAGUGCAGUUUUACAUUACUGUUCAUUCUCACUGGAAUCCCACAUCAAGCUGAUUCACUGGAUGGUAACCAAGAGUCACUGCUUCUAGCCCUCGUUCCAUUCCUAAGCCACAAUUCUAUCACAGCAGAAGUUGGAGAGCAGGAGUCUGCUAAUCUCACGCCAGGGAGGAGGCUGUUUGGAGAAUACAUUCUUCUGCAUCUACAUAGUUAUCUGCAGACUGGAUUAUGUACAUUUGUAUAAAAGAUGGUUUGAAAAUGCUUUAAGCCUGAAGGUAUAGACCCUGCAUGUGGUAUUUAUUCAAUUCUGAAUGUUUAUUCCAAACCAAAUUUUCAUUUAAAAGAUAAAUAGAUACUAUAAUAGACAGGAAAGGGAUUGUGUUUGAUGAUGUACAUUGCUUGUAUUAUGUGUAUGACAUUAGAUUAAGUUUCUUUCUGUUGAUUGGGAUGCUGGGAGCAAAGUAAAUUAAACCAACUAGGGCUGGGUCAUUAAGUUGGAUUUGAUUAACCUCUGUCUAUGCCACAACAUAUAAGAUAUAACAACAGACUGGCCGAUACCCAUAAUUUUGACAUGCUGAAAAAUGAGUAGUGCUUAUACCUUGACUUUCAAUUUAUGGGAAUACCAUGUCUACACUUUGCUAGGGCUUGUAUAUGAUAUCAGCUUAGGCAGUCCCAACACUGGUCCCUAUGGUUAGGGGCACAGAAUUAUAAACUGCUAGGCGUAAACACAAAUUAGCUGUAAGCUGAGUGAUCUCAUACACUCAGGGAAGCCUCAAGAAAGGCCUAUGGCUGAAAUUGACUUUCUGGUGAGGAUUUUACUAAUACCCCAACAUUACUAAGAUAUAGAGUGCUUUGUUUAAACCUUGCAUGUCUACAAUAUCCAGAGACCUCAGUUGUUAAAGUUAUAUUUUAUUCAGGAAGAAAUCUUUGCUUUUGUUGUGUUUAUCUCCCAAAUUACAUUUGACAGAUGUAGAGCUCGUGAGGAGACUAAUGAGGUCCUCUGUAACUUGACUGUCAGGAUGGGUGUGAGACUCAUGUGUUCUUCUAGGUGACCAUCCCUUGGCAGAGAUGUAGCAUUAGCAUAUUGAUAGACUAGCCAUCUAAAUGGGGUUCUGUCUGAUUGGCAGCAGACUGGAUAUGUCUAUGAUAUAUAAGCUGUGAUGUGAAUGGUGCCCGAUGCUCUUUAGCCAUUUGGUAUUUUGACAUGUUUAAUAGGUUCUGUGCUUCAAAGGGAAGUUUUACCGACUUUACUAGAAAUGUCCUGUAACUCUGCUCUCUUUAUCCACUCAAAUAUGCAAACAGUUGAGGGAAGCGCACAUAAACACAUAGCUUUUCUGUCAAGUGCAGGCAUCCCAAGGCUCUGGCUGGUUCUAGGGCCACUCUAAGGAAUAUGGGGCCUUAAAGCAUUGGGACAUAGCCCAUUAUUCCACAUUCGUUUGGUUUCAGUAAUAGGGUGUGGUUGAUUUCCUUUUCCACUUGUGCUAUGACUGUGAGAAAUCUUUACUCCAAAUAGUGUCCAAUGUCUGUUUUUCAUUUGAUGAGUGAGUAGAGAAUAUACAGCACUGACGCCCACUCUUGUGGCUUUUCCAAACAUACUGACUGUGAAUAGAGGUAUGUGGAGCAGCAACUCUGACUGGGUCACAUUUGAGAUGAAGAGCGAGUGGUCAGUAAAAUGAUUGGCAAAUGUAUGAUGUGUGCCCCGGUAUUGAUUUGUCCCCAUGCUGCUCCUUUUGAGUACAAGUAACUGUCUAGAAAUCACAUCAUCUUCAGACAUAGCUAAAGCACCUAUCCAUUUGAUUUCUGAUACUGGCUGGAAGAAAGGAAUGUUCUCAGUUUCAACUGAAAUCAGGUGGAGCGAGAGAGAUCCCAGUGCACUAAAUAUAAAGAUAUAAAUUCAUUUUCAAUUCUCUAGCUGAUGGGAGGUCUUUCCCAAUAUGCUUUGCCUCAAUCUCCAGAAAGAUGCAGCAGCCUAUUUAGUUAAAGACUGUAAAACAAAUGAUUUAAAGACUGGAGUGCUCCCUAAAGCUAAUGUUACAUAUUAUUUAGAUUCUUAUCUUUGUACUCUUCUGUUGACCUAAGAUGUUUCUAUAUUGCAUUCAAAGACAUUUUUAUUGUUUAGAUUAUGGAUAUAUGUUGAUGACUUGUUUGGUACCGACAUUAUUACUCCUCUCUUAUGAGAAGAUUUGUUAUAAUUAUGUAACUGAAAGACUCUAGACACAUCGUCUUUGAGAGGUAAACUUUGAUAUUGGAUAAAUGUGCUUUUGCUGUUGACGUUAGCCUAUAUUUACGAUAAAAUAUGUCUAGACUGUAUACAUUUACAAAAGUACAGCCAAAGCCAAAUCAUAACUCUGAGUCAAUGCAAGUUCAUUUGAGGCAGAAUGCAUGCCUUAAUGGCUUCAACUUUAGACAAACUUGAACUUAUUUUAAGAGUAACAGAUUUUUUUUCUCUUUUUGUCUGGAUGUGGAGACUAGUUUCCACCUUGAUAUUGAUGCCUGAAAGUCUGUAGCUAAUUAACUUUUUAAAAAAAGCACCAUGGUGUUUGCAGUUAAUCUUAUGUUUGCUUUAUACUCCAUGUCCUCUUAUACACAUUGCUGGCAAGUUUAUUCUGUAAAAAUAAGUCCUUGCGGAUGAAUGAAAUGUCCACGUAACAGAACCUUUCAAAUAAAUGAAUUGUAAUGUUCAAAAAUAAGUUGGGUUUAUUUAUAG
Molecule: messenger RNA, 6767 nt
Organism: Hemiscyllium ocellatum (epaulette shark)
Lineage: Eukaryota; Metazoa; Chordata; Chondrichthyes; Orectolobiformes; Hemiscylliidae
Product: hyaluronan and proteoglycan link protein 3-like
Exons: 5
Coding region: 333-1415 (360 amino acids)
Biological process (GO): cell adhesion
Molecular function (GO): hyaluronic acid binding
Source: RefSeq, a predicted model, not a curated record